This is a messenger RNA of Haliaeetus leucocephalus (bald eagle), 4197 nucleotides long. RefSeq names its product v-kit Hardy-Zuckerman 4 feline sarcoma viral oncogene homolog (gene KIT). Gene Ontology annotation, molecular function: transmembrane receptor protein tyrosine kinase activity; cytokine binding; ATP binding. The record is from RefSeq and is a predicted model, not a curated record. The coding region runs from base 1 to 3273 and encodes 1090 amino acids. The transcript is spliced from 23 exons. Gene Ontology annotation, biological process: positive regulation of MAP kinase activity; protein phosphorylation; positive regulation of receptor signaling pathway via JAK-STAT. Gene Ontology annotation, cellular component: signaling receptor complex. Lineage: Eukaryota; Metazoa; Chordata; Aves; Accipitriformes; Accipitridae.
AUGGAGCUGGGGCAGAGGAGCCAGUCAACGUUUCAAUCAGCAAGGAUUUGUGGCAUUCAAAUAUGCCGAGAGUCCAUGACACUUGCAGGGGACAAUCACGUCUUUGGCCUUUUUUGGUCUGUGUCUUUGAGGAAGACACUAGCAUGGGAGUUGGCGUGGAUGGUUUCUUUCGUGAAUUACACAGCCUUGUUCACAAGUGAUCCCGGCAUUGUAGUUUUUAACACAAAUUUGUUAUAUUACAAGGAGAUGCUACGGGUUGGGUGGUUAAGUGGGUUUGGGAAGGAGGAGAAGCCCGAUGGCUGGCCGUGCAGGACCUUACGGGCCGAUUCUGUCUGGGCGGUUCAGAGCCUAGAGUUACCGCGUGUGUCGUUCAUCCGCUGCACAAAUAGCCGGGAGAGAAGCGGAGGGAGCGGCUCAGCAAGCCGGGCUGUCUCAGCGUUUCCCGAGGGGCGAGGAAGUGGUUCACUGCCCCGUGAAGAAUCUUCACUGGUUGUGAAUAAAGGGGAGGAAUUAAGGCUGAGGUGCAAUGAGGAUGGACCUGUGACUUGGAAUUUCCAGAACUCGGACCCAUCAGCAAAAGCAAGGAGUUCCAAUGAGAAAGAGUGGUACACCAAAAAUGCAACAGUCAGAGACAUAGGCAGAUACAUAUGCAAAAGCAACGGGAGUACUGUCACCUCUUUUUAUGUUUUUGUUAAAGAUCCAAACGUGCUCUUCCUUGUUGAUUCUCUGAUCUAUGGAAAAGAAGACAGUGACAUCCUGCUGGUGUGCCCACUAACAGAUCCAGAUGUUUCAAAUUUCACACUGAGAAAAUGUGAUGGAAAACGUCUCCCCAAAAAUAUGACGUUCAUUCCCAAUCCCCAGAAAGGCAUCACUAUAAAGAACGUACAGAGGUCGUUUAAGGGCUGCUACCAGUGCUUGGCCAAGCACAAUGGAGUUGAGAAAAUAUCGGAGCACAUUUUCCUGAAUGUGAGGCCAGUUCACAAAACUCUUCCCGUCAUCACCUUAUCCAAAAGCUACGAGCUUCUCAAAGAAGGGGAGGAAUUUGAAGUUACAUGCAUAAUCACGGAUGUGGAUAGCAGCGUACAAGCUAGUUGGAUUUCUCACAAAAGUGGGAUUGUUACAAGCAAAAGCAGAAAUUUGGGUGAUUAUGGAUACGAAAGGAAAUUAACAUUGAACAUCCGUUCAGUGGGAGUUAAUGAUUCUGGAGAAUUCACAUGCCAAGCAGAAAACCCUUUUGGAAAAACCAAUGCCACAGUAACCUUGAAAGCACUAGCUAAAGGAUUUGUCCGUUUGUUUGCAUCAAUGAAUACCACAAUAGAUAUAAAUGCAGGACAAAAUGGAAAUUUAACAGUUGAAUAUGAGGCAUAUCCAAAACCGAAGGAAGAAGUCUGGACGUACAUGAACGAAACAUUACAGAAUUCAUCAGACCAUUAUGUCAAGUUCAAGACUGUGGGCAAUAACAGUUAUACAAGUGAACUUCACCUUACCCGAUUAAAAGGAACAGAAGGAGGCAUUUACACAUUUUUUGUGUCCAAUUCUGAUGCCAGCUCCUCUGUAACAUUUAAUGUCUAUGUGAAAACAAAACCAGAGAUUCUCACUCUGGAUAUACUUAGCAAUGGUAUUCUCCAGUGUGUAGCAGCUGGAUUCCCAGCCCCUACCAUAUACUGGUAUUUUUGCCCAGGAACUGAGCAGAGGUGUUUUGAUUCACCGACAAUAUCCCCUAUGGAUGUCAAAAUCAGUUACACAAAUUCAUCAGUGCCGUCGUUUGAACGAAUCCUGGUUGAAAGCACCAUUAACGCCAGCAUGUUGAGGAGCACUGGCACCGUGUGCUGCGAGGCCUCCAGCAAUGGGGACAAGAGCUCUGCUUUCUUCAACUUUGCUAUUAAAGAACAAAUCCGUACCCAUACCCUUUUCACCCCUUUACUAAUUGCGUUUGGAGUCGCUGCAGGACUGUUGUGCAUCAUAGUCAUGAUCCUCGUGUACAUACAUUUGCAGAAACCCAAAUAUGAAGUUCAAUGGAAAGUUGUUGAAGAAAUAAAUGGAAACAACUAUGUUUACAUAGACCCGACACAACUUCCUUAUGAUCACAAAUGGGAAUUUCCUAGAAACCGGUUGAGUUUUGGUAAAACCCUUGGUGCUGGAGCUUUUGGAAAAGUUGUUGAAGCCACUGCUUAUGGUCUGUUUAAAUCUGAUGCUGCUAUGACAGUAGCAGUAAAGAUGUUGAAAACAAGUGCCCAUUUAACAGAAAGAGAAGCCUUGAUGUCAGAGCUUAAAGUGCUGAGUUACCUUGGAAACCACAUUAAUAUCGUGAAUCUGCUUGGAGCUUGCACUAUUGGAGGUCCCACUCUGGUGAUUACAGAAUAUUGCUGCUAUGGUGAUCUUUUAAAUUUUCUGAGACGGAAACGUGAUUCAUUUAUUUGUCCAAAACAUGAAGAACAUGCAGAAACAGCAGUUUACGAGAACCUUUUGCAUCAGGCAGAGCCUGCGGCUGAUGUUGCCAAUGAGUACAUGGACAUGAAACCAGGAGUGUCGUAUGCAGUCCCACCAAAAGCUGAUAAAAAACGACCAGUGAAAUCUGGAUCCUAUACUGAUCAGGAUGUUACCCUUUCUAUGUCAGAAGAUGAUGAACUUGCUCUAGAUGUUGAAGAUCUACUAAGCUUUUCUUACCAGGUGGCAAAAGGCAUGAGCUUCCUUGCCUCCAAAAAUUGCAUUCAUAGGGAUCUGGCCGCAAGAAAUAUUCUUCUCACUCAUGGUCGAAUAACAAAAAUCUGUGACUUUGGCCUGGCAAGAGAUAUAAGGAAUGACUCAAAUUAUGUGGUCAAAGGAAACGCUCGUCUUCCUGUGAAGUGGAUGGCACCUGAAAGUAUUUUCAAUUGCGUCUACACCUUUGAGAGUGAUGUCUGGUCUUAUGGAAUACUGCUUUGGGAGCUCUUUUCUUUAGGAAGCAGCCCAUAUCCAGGGAUGCCCGUGGACUCCAAGUUCUAUAAAAUGAUCAAGGAGGGAUACAGGAUGUUCAGCCCUGAGUGUGCACCGCCUGAAAUGUAUGACAUAAUGAAGAGUUGCUGGGAUGCUGAUCCUUUACAGAGACCCACAUUUAAACAAAUAGUACAGCUGAUAGAACAGCAGCUUUCAGAUAAUGCCCCUCGGGUUUAUGCAAACUUCUCAACUCCACCUUCCAGUCAAGGAAAUGCUCCAGAUCACUCGGUGAGGAUUAACUCGGUGGGUAGCAGUGCUUCAUCUACUCAGCCCCUCCUGGUACGCGAAGAUGUUUGAGUGGCAUCUGGAAGAAGAGGAGGCCAGAUGUAUUAGCUGUUUGUAUUGUGCAGGGGGUGAGAGACGGACGACUUCAAUAAUUUCUCUUACUUUUACUCACUACUACCACUGUGUAGCUGAAACGUUGUUGUAAUACUGUCCUUCACCACACACUGUUACACAUAAACUUAAUCUGCUGAGCACGGUUACAGGCAUCAUUGCAAUGUUAACUGAAGCUGUAUAUAUUUUGCUAUAUUGUGUGUAUUUGCAGUAGAGAGCCAGAUCUGAAGAAAAAAAAAACAACCAACAAAAGAAAUCCUGAGCCAGGGUGUGGAACAAGAUGACUGCAGAUCAAACCAAAUCUGCAGUGAUCCUUCUGUGGAUCUGUGCCUGGAAGGCGUACAGUCAUUUUCUGGUUAAUCUUGUUUUGCUGAAUUUAAGAAAUAAACAAAUAUGAAGCUAAUGGCUUUGCAAACCCCUUUCCAUGUCCAGCCAAGCCUGAGAAGCUUUCCCAGGUAGGUAUCAUAGGUUGGAGGCCAGCGAGGGUGCUGGAUGUACCUGGGUGAGAGAGGUGAAGGGACUGAGACCUUUCCAAAGUUGGUCUGCACAGCAGCAAACCCUCCUGGGAGCCCUGGGGUUUGAACCAGAGGAGGGAAGAAGAGUGUGAAUCUUCAUCUUUAUUUCCCACCCACGCUGUCAGCCUUGCAGAUGGGUCGCAAGGUUUCUGUGGGUGUAUGCACUACUUACCACUGGCCCCUUGCCUGCCAGGGAUGGAGCUGCCCAUCGCUGGGUCUCACCCCACCAUGGAGCCUGAACUGCUCCCACCCACCCCCCCUCCACCGCCUUGGGAACCCGAGGGCUUCGAUGCUUGUUUUGCUAAUAGUCAUGUCCAAAAGUGUUCACCAAAGAUAGGUGGGCCCUGCCAAGUUAGUCAAAAUAGGGGAG